Molecule: messenger RNA, 1927 nt
Organism: Lepidothrix coronata (blue-crowned manakin)
Lineage: Eukaryota; Metazoa; Chordata; Aves; Passeriformes; Pipridae
Gene: GPR89B
Product: G protein-coupled receptor 89B
Exons: 14
Coding region: 164-1465 (433 amino acids)
Biological process (GO): intracellular pH reduction
Cellular component (GO): Golgi cisterna membrane
Molecular function (GO): voltage-gated monoatomic anion channel activity
Source: RefSeq, a predicted model, not a curated record
GGCCUCCCGUUCCCCCGUGUGUGUGUCGCGCUGUGGCCGUGUCGCGAUAUGGAGACCCCCGAGCUCCUGCCCCGUCCCGGGGCUGCUCCCGCACGUGUCGCGGUGACCCCCGCGCUCCUGCGGCGGCCAGGUGCUGUUCUUUGGAUUUGGGUGGCUGUUCUUCAUGCGUAAGCUCUUCAAGGAUUACGAGGUUCGACAGUAUGUGGUCCAGGUGAUCUUCUCUGUGACUUUUGCCUUCUCUUGCACCAUGUUUGAGCUCAUCAUCUUUGAGAUUUUGGGAGUGCUGAACAGCAGCUCUAGAUAUUUUCACUGGAAGCUGAACCUGUGUGUCAUUUUGCUCAUCCUGGUCUUCAUGGUGCCCUUCUACAUUGGUUACUUUGUUGUGAGCAAUAUCAGAUUGUUGCACAGACAGAAACUCCUUUUUGCGUGUGUUCUGUGGUUGACGUUCAUGUAUUUCUUCUGGAAGUUGGGGGAUCCGUUUCCUAUCCUCAGCCCAAAACAUGGAAUCCUGUCUAUAGAACAGCUCAUCAGCCGCGUUGGUGUGAUUGGGGUGACACUCAUGGCUUUGCUGUCAGGAUUUGGGGCUGUCAACUGUCCAUACACUUACAUGUCCUACUUUCUCAGGAAUGUGACAGAUGCAGAUAUUCUGGCUCUGGAGCGACGACUCCUUCAGACUAUGGACAUGAUUGUUAGCAAGAAAAAAAGGAUAGCAGUGGCUCACAGGACAAUGUUCCAGAGAGGAGAGGUGCAUAACAAACCCACUGGUUUCUGGGGAAUGAUAAAGAGUGUUACAACAUCUGUUCCAGGCAGUGAAAGUUUGCCAGAUCUGUCCCUUAUCCAGCAAGAAGUGGAUGCCCUGGAAGAAUUGAGUCGGCAGCUUUUUCUGGAAACUGCUGACUUGCAUGCAACAAAGGAGAGAAUAGAGUAUUCCAAAACUUUCCAGGGAAAAUACUUUAACUUUAUGGGUUAUUUUUUCUCCAUCUAUUGUGUCUGGAAAAUCUUCAUGGCAACCAUCAAUAUUGUGUUUGACCGUGUGGGGAAGACUGACCCAGUCACAAGAGGAAUUGAGAUCACUGUAAAUUACCUGGGAAUCCAGUUUGAUGUCAAAUUCUGGUCUCAGCACAUUUCCUUUAUUCUUGUUGGGAUAAUCAUUGUUACCUCUAUUAGAGGGUUGUUAAUCACACUUACAAAGUUCUUCUAUGCCAUUUCCAGCAGCAAGUCCUCCAAUGUCAUCGUUCUGCUUUUAGCACAGAUAAUGGGUAUGUACUUUGUGUCGUCGGUGCUCCUGAUCCGGAUGAGCAUGCCCCCGGAGUACCGCACCAUCAUCACAGAAGUCCUGGGAGAGCUCCAGUUCAACUUCUACCAUCGUUGGUUUGAUGUCAUAUUCCUAGUUAGUGCCCUCUCCAGUAUCCUCUUUCUCUAUUUAGCUCACAAACAAGCCCCAGAAAAGCACAUGGCCCUCUAAGUGAGAACUGCAGCCACGCACUGCUCUCUGUCCUUUCAGCUGCACUGCUGCAACUCCUGUGGAUUGCACAAUGUGAAGAGAGCCAGGACUCUUUUGUGUGUUCCAGCAGCAUAACUGGCUCUUUGAACUUCCAUACAUGUCACCAUCAAGCUCUGUGGCUCGUUUUAUUAAGGUGCUACAGCUGGAGGGGAAGAGGGUGCACGUAUUGAACGUGAGACAGUUCAUUGCCAAGCAAUAAGGGCACUCCCUGGUGCACCACUGCCCAGGGACGUCAGAACUUGCAUGAUAGGCUGUCUGAGGGAACACCUCUUAAUGUUGGAACAACAUCUUCAUAGAAGGCACCAAGGAAAUGUGAUUUUUCUUUUGAAAAUCGGUUCAUAAUUGGGAUUCAGAGGACGGCAAUCCUGGAAUUGAAUGUUUGAGUCUGUGGAAUUAAAUAAGCUUUUGUAAUAUCUCAUGCAA